Molecule: messenger RNA, 1729 nt
Organism: Lolium rigidum
Lineage: Eukaryota; Viridiplantae; Streptophyta; Magnoliopsida; Poales; Poaceae
Product: plant UBX domain-containing protein 7-like
Exons: 10
Coding region: 1-1374 (457 amino acids)
Biological process (GO): proteasome-mediated ubiquitin-dependent protein catabolic process
Cellular component (GO): nucleus
Molecular function (GO): ubiquitin binding
Source: RefSeq, a predicted model, not a curated record
AUGGCCGGCGCCCCCCCGACGGCCGCCGAGCAGGACGCCCUCGUCUCCUCCUUCCUCGAGAUCGCCGCCGGCCAGACGCCCCACACCGCCACCCAGUUCCUCCAGAUGACGAGCUGGCAUCUGGAGGAGGCGCUGCAGCUCUUCUACAUCGACGGGGAGGCCGCCCUGGCCGCGCACCCCGCCGCCGCGGCCGCGUCGGCCGAGGCGGCCGCGCUGGCGGCCGCCGCCGCCGCCGCCGAGGUCGAGGAGGGGUUCAGAUUCCAUCCUCCCCCGGCGGCCGCGCUGGAAGACGGGAUGCUGCAGGGGCUGGGGGACGAGGACGACGUCCGCGCGCCGCUGCCCGUCAGGCGGGAGACCCUCUACGGCGACGCCCCCAUGGUCGUCACUCGGCCUAAUGCGAUGGUUGCAUUUCGAAACUUUGAAGAGGAGGCAAGACAGUCAGCUUGGGAUUCUGAGCAGAAUGCCACAUCUAGUUCGCGUGAUAAUCUGGCUUCUUUAUAUCGCCCACCUUUUGAGUUAAUGUUCAAUGGACCAUUUGACAAGGCGAAGUUAGAGGCCUCCUGUCUAGACAAGUGGCUGUUGAUCAAUUUGCAGUCAACAGAGGAGUUCAGCUCUCAUAUGCUUAAUCGAGACACUUGGGCAAAUGAAGCGGUGGCCCAGACAAUCCGGUCAAACUUUAUUUUCUGGCAGGUUUAUCAAGACACCAGUGAGGGGAGGAAAGUAUGCACCUACUACAAGUUGGACUCUGUUCCUGCCAUUCUCCUAAUUGAUCCCAUCACUGGACAAAAAAUGCGUGGUUGGAAUGGAAUGGUUUACCCGGACAGUUUGCUGGAGGAUUUGAUGUCUUACCUGGAGAAAGGUCCAAAGGAGUACCAUGCUGUGCAACCUCAAAAACGCCCAAGAAAAAUUGAUCAGGAAACUUCUGUGAGCAGAGAAGGUAAAACAGGUGCAGAGGAUGAAGAUGAAGAGCUCGCAAGGGCGGUGGCGGCUUCCUUGGAGGAGAACAAAGGAGCCGGGGGAUCAGACGCCGUUGAGGACAAGCCUAAUCACGAGGAAGAGAACGAACCCAGCUUGAGCGUCAAGCUUGAGUACCCUCCUCUCCCCGAAGAGCCAAAAGGAAGCAGGGACCUUCUCUGCAGGGUCGCGAUCCGGCUCCCCGAUGGCCGGAGGAUCCAGCGGAAUUUUCUCCAUACAGAUUCAAUCAAGCUCCUAUGGUCAUUCUGCUCCUCCCAAGUGGAGGACGGCGAGAAGCGGGCCUUCCACUUCGCGCAGCCCAUCCCCGGCUCGUCCAACAAUAACCUGGAGUACGGGAGCGAGCAGACCUUCAGAGAGGCCGGGCUGGCCAACUCGAUGAUCAACCUGUUGUUGGACUAGGCCCACCCCAUCAUCUUAUGCUCGCUACCUGCAAAAUGGCUGUAUUCCUUCAUGUGCUUCAGGUUUAGUUUCUUUUUGCGAGGAUUUGAUUUAUCGCUGCCUCUUUUCCCUUUUUCUUUUCUUCCCCCUGGUGGUUUGCUUGGCCAAAGGACAGAUCUAUGGCUCGAGCUCAAGUGUGAAAAAUGCUGUAGGUCGGUCGGUCCUGUUUUGUUUAUAGACUUGUUGUAGGAGUUAGUUCUAUUUAAUGCACAUAUCAUCUGCAGUCCGGUACUGAGUACUAGUGAGUGGUACUGAUACAUCUCGUGCUUUCCUUUUGGUCUUGUCAAAUGCUGAAACGUAGUACUUUCCCAUGUGC